Candoia aspera is the source of this 824-nucleotide messenger RNA. It is a transcript of the gene MCEE, whose product is annotated as methylmalonyl-CoA epimerase. Gene Ontology annotation, biological process: L-methylmalonyl-CoA metabolic process. Gene Ontology annotation, cellular component: mitochondrion. Bases 57 to 596 code for a protein of 179 amino acids. The transcript is spliced from 3 exons. The record is from RefSeq and is a predicted model, not a curated record. NCBI's taxonomy places the organism in Eukaryota, Metazoa, Chordata, Lepidosauria, Squamata, Candoiidae. Gene Ontology annotation, molecular function: methylmalonyl-CoA epimerase activity.
GUUGCCCGUUCUCUCUUUGGCUUCACUGCGGCUACAAGGCUGAGGUUCUGCACGAGAUGGCCAGCCUGGCCGUGCCAGGGAUAAAGAUGGCAGCCCCCAAGUGGAAGCUGGUGGCAGGACUGUUCGCCCAUCUGCGCUUGAGGGCCCCGGCGGCAAGGUGGCUCUCGGACCAGGCGGUCCCCCAGCCCUUGUGGAACUUGGGGCGGCUCAACCACGUGGCCAUUGCUGUGCCCGACCUGGGAAAAGCCUCUGCGCUGUACAGGGACGUGCUGCGAGCCCGAGUGAGUGAGGUCGUUCCCCUCCCUGAGCACGGGGUCUACACGGUCUUUGUGGAGUUGGGGAACACGAAACUGGAGCUUCUUCACCCCCUCGGAGACAAGAGCCCCAUUGCUGGCUUCCUGCAGAAAAACAAGGCUGGAGGGAUGCAUCACAUCUGUCUUGAGGUGGACAACAUCACCAACGCCAUAGAAGAGCUGAAAGGGAAAAGGAUCCGUGUGCUGAGCGAUAAACCCCAGAUCGGGGCUCACGGAAAGCCCGUGGUUUUCCUUCACCCCAAAGACUGCGACGGGGUCCUGGUAGAACUUGAGCAAGCCUAGGAGAAGGGGAUUCACCCCACGUUGCUCGAGCAGAGCCCUCCGUGGCACAUACGUGGGGUGCUCCAGCUGCGCUCUGGGGCUGCCCAUAACUUCGGAGCUUCUUUUGAAGGGGCAUGUGCAGGAUUGCAGGGGAGCAGGGACAGAAAUCCAUGCCACAGAAGGAUCCAGUUCAUCGGUGGGCAGGCCUUGGGAUGCACCCCAAUAAACAAAUACCAGCGUAACAGGAAA